GGAGAAGAGCUUUAGAAUAAAAUGGAAAUGCAGAAGCGAACCCCAGCAAGCAAAUUGGCGUUGGGGGAGCGCAUUACACAUGCUAAGCCUCCCUUCACCAUUACUCAAAUCAAGAAAGCCAUUCCUCCACGCUGCUUCCAACGAUCCCUCUACCGCUCCUUCUCCUACCUAAUCUUCGACUCCAUCUUCGUCUCUAUAUUUUAUCACAUAGCCACCACCUAUUUCCACCGUCUUCCCCACCCACUACACUACCUGGCUUGGCCUCUCUAUUGGUUUUGUCAAGGCUGCGUCUUCACCAGCCUCUGGGUCAUCGCUCACGAGUGCGGCCAUCACGCCUUUUGCGAUUACCAAUUUGUAGAACAUCUCGUUGGCUUCCUGCUCCACUCUUCCCUUCUCAUCCCUUACUUCUCUUUCAAAUUCAGCCACCGCCGCCACCACUCCAACACCGCAUCCCUCGAGCGGGAUGAGGUGUUUGUCCCCAAGCCCAAGUCCAGAAUGCCCUGGUAUUUCAAGCACUUGACCAACCCACCCGCCAGACUCCUCAUCCUCUUUCUCACCCUCACUCUUGGCUGGCCAAUGUACUUAGCCUUCAACAGUUCUGGCCGAUUCUACGAUAGCUUCACCAGCCAUUACUAUCCAAACAGCCCCAUAUUCAGCGGAAAAGAAUGGCUUCAAGUUCACAUAUCCAGCGCGGGAGUUGUGGCCUUCUGGUAUUUGCUUUACAAGUUGGCGGCUGCAAGGGGAAUCGCUUGGGUCAUCCGCAUCUACCUACUGCCCCUAACCGUAAUGUAUGCGUUUGUGGUGUUGAUCUCGUCGUUGCAACACACGCACCCUUCACUCCCAUACUACGAUUCCAGCGAAUGGGACUGGCUUAGAGGAAACUUGGUGACGGUGGAUAGAGAUUAUGGGAUUCUGAAUAAAGUGUUUCAUAAUAUAACAGACACGCAUGUGAUUCACCAUCUGUUCCCUUCUAUGCCGCACUACAACGCCACGGAGGCGACGAGAGCAGUAAAAGAAGUACUGGGAGAGUACUACCACUUCGACGGGACACCCAUUUUCAAGGCUGCGUGGAGGGAGUUCAGAGAGUGCAUUUAUGUAGAGCCAGACGAGGACGAGGGGGGUUCAGCUUCCUGCAGUAAAGGGGUCUUCUGGUUCCGUAACAACCUUUGAACAAUCUCCUACUUUUAUACUUUCAUCAUAUUGGUUACAUGUAUAAAUCGGUCACACACAUAUAUAUGACAAUAAAUAUGAUGAAAAUAAACAAAGCAACUAGUAGCGGUAA
This is a messenger RNA of Cucurbita maxima (winter squash), 1282 nucleotides long. Its product is annotated as bifunctional fatty acid conjugase/Delta(12)-oleate desaturase-like. Gene Ontology annotation, molecular function: oxidoreductase activity. The transcript has a single exon. Gene Ontology annotation, biological process: lipid metabolic process. Bases 22 to 1170 code for a protein of 382 amino acids. Lineage: Eukaryota; Viridiplantae; Streptophyta; Magnoliopsida; Cucurbitales; Cucurbitaceae. The record is from RefSeq and is a predicted model, not a curated record.